Messenger RNA from Aspergillus mulundensis, 2322 nucleotides. RefSeq names its product putative G-patch domain protein (TFIP11). NCBI's taxonomy places the organism in Eukaryota, Fungi, Ascomycota, Eurotiomycetes, Eurotiales, Aspergillaceae. The transcript has a single exon. Gene Ontology annotation, biological process: spliceosomal complex disassembly. The record is from RefSeq and is a predicted model, not a curated record. Gene Ontology annotation, cellular component: U2-type post-mRNA release spliceosomal complex. The coding region runs from base 1 to 2322 and encodes 773 amino acids. Gene Ontology annotation, molecular function: nucleic acid binding.
AUGGACUCCGCGGCCCAUAAGCGAAAAUAUGCCGACGUGAGCUCCGACGACGACGAAGCCGACUCUCCUCCCCGCGCAUCUUUCCGAGGCUUCAACCGUGCCGCAUCGCGUUCUGAAUCUCCUCCGACAGGCGGUCUGGGUCUGGGGAUGGGCUCGGGGAUGGGCCGUGGUCGUGGUCGAGGCUUAGGCAUGGGUCAGAAUGCUUGGAGUAACAAUGCGACCAAGCAGACCUCCGGAAAUGGCGCGGCCAAUUCUUUCGGUGCCCGCAUGUUGGCCAAGAUGGGUUAUGUUCAUGGCCAGGGUCUUGGAUCAAGUGGGCAGGGUAUCGUGAAUCCGAUUGAAGCUCAGGCUCGUCCGCAAGGUAUUGGUCUAGGCGCGGUUCGCGAGAAGAGCAAGGCAGCCCGUACCGAGGAGAAACGCGCCGCAGCCCUGCGAGGCGAAUCCGUCGAGGAGAGCUCCGAUGAGGAAUUCAAGAGGAAGAAAAAGAGGCAGCAGAGAAAAGAAGGUGGGCGUGCUGAGGGCCAGGAUAAGCCUAUGGGGAGGAAGAAGCCCCAGUUCCGUACUGCUCGCGAAAUCGAAGCGGACAUGGAAGGCCUCGAGGUGCCCAACGUGCUAAAGUCCCUGAUCGAUGCGACGGGCAAGGAACAGAGAGUAUUGACCUCCACAGCCGGUCUCAUGGCGCCCGUGGACUUUGUGAACACAGAGCAGAGCGAAGCAUACAAGAUUGCACGCCGUGCUCGCCAGGACCUAGAAGCCUUCGCCGACGAAUGGAAAGGUUUGACGGAGAGGAAGCAAUACAUUGAACAAGACGAGGCUCAAGUUGUGGACCAAUUAGAUACGAACCAGCGCCAAAUUGAUCAACUAUCAGGCCUGGUUGCCGCCUUCGGGGCUCUUGAGGUCAUUCCCGAGGAGCGCAGUGACAGCCCGCAAGCGAAAAUCGACUAUGUUACUGACCAGCUGGAGUCGCUGGAAAUCCAAUACAAGGCAGAAAUCGACGAAUAUAGGCUAUGGGAGACUGCGGUUGCCGCGCUCCAUCCUCUGUUCCGAGAAGCCAUGGAGGAUUGGGAGCCGCUCAAAGCCCCUACCUUCCUCGUUGCCAAUCUACGCCGUCUACAACCCCUUCUAUCUCGAAAACCUAGCGAUGGGCAACUCGCGCAGCGCUCGUCGACAUCUCCUUAUGAAACCAUGAUCUACACCUUAUGGCUUCCGCGCGUACGAUCCGCUCUCCUCAACGACUGGGACGUCUUCAACCCGUCACCCGCCACCACCCUUAUCGUCUCAUGGAAAGAACUCUUACCUCCCUUUGUCUAUGCCAACGUCCUCAACCAGCUCGUGGUCCCUAAACUCACAAACGGCCUCAAAUCCUGGAAACCCAAACGCUCCUCUUCGUCUCAAUCGCAACAAACCUCUCGCGUGCCCUGGUGGCUUUUCACAUGGCUUCAAUACCUUGAUGAGCGACAUACAAACCCAAAGCAAGCCACAGGCCUCCUCUCCGACGCCAAACGCAAGUUCCGCGGCGUACUAGACACCUGGGAUCUUAGCGCCGGCCCAGCGCCGGGCUUCGAUCUCUGGCGCGACGCCCUAUCCUCCGAAUUCGAAAUUUGCCUGCGCAAUCAUCUCCUCCCCCGCCUCGCCGCCCACCUCCGCACCGACUUCGACGUCAACCCGCAAGACCAAGACCUCACUCCCGUCGAAAACAUCUUCAAAUGGAAAGACUGGUUCAAGCCAAACGUACUCGGCCUCCUCUUUGUCGCCGAGUUCUUCCCCAAAUUCCACCAAAUCCUCUACGUCUGGCUCACCAACGACCCGAACUACGAAGAAGUCGCCGAGUGGUUCACCUGGUGGCGGUCUCAGUUCCCGUCUGAAAUCAACGACCUUGAGAUCGUAGAUGAGGAAUGGAACAAGGCGCUCCGCACCAUGGACUUGGCUGCCCAGCUGGGUGACCGCGCUGCAGAAGAACUACCUCCUCCCUCCUCCACCUCCAAACCAUCUAAACACACACAAGCCGCAUCUCAGCCACAACCAUCAAUACCGUCAGAACCACCAGUCACCCGCAAACCAAAAGUCAUCGAAGAGGUCGCCUUCAAGGAUAUCCUGGAAACAUGGUGCGCAGAGGAGGGCCUCAUCAUGCUCCCGCUACGCGAAGCACAUCCCCAAAACGGCCAGCCUCUAUUCCGCAUCACGGCCAGUGCAACGGGCAAAGGUGGUGUUGUGGCGUUUAUCCAGGGCGAUGUCGUGUGGGUGCAGAAUAAGAAGGAUAAACAAGUAUGGGAGCCGAUGGGGUUGGAGGAACGGCUCGUGGAACGUGCUGAGGGGAGAUAG